UUCCCGUCAGGUCGCCAAACCAACAUUGACUUGAGUAGCUUUGGGUGUGUUAUUGAUAAGCAAAGGAUUUAAGAAAGAUUUCAAGAUCAGUAUUUAGCCUGAACACGGUCAUGAUGUUGUUGGUAUUUGUAACUAUUACACUAUGGUGCUAUGGCAAUGGUGCUGAUGUGAAGUGUAUGGGUGAUGCCAUGUCGAAGCCAAAGAUAGAUAACAAUGACACAUGUCUUCUUGCAUGUGGGCCUAAGGAGAAAUGCUAUUGUGAUGAUACAUCUGCAAGCAAGUCCUUUAAAGAUUGCAAUCAGCAAUGCCGCGCGGCGAAAAUGCCUAAUAAUGAAACCAUCCAAGAGUGCUCUGACAUGGAAUGCAAAGGUUUUGAUGUCUGCUAUCAAGGAUGCUUCGGCACUCGCUGUCCAAAGGCUUAUUGCAAGUCGAGAAAGUCUUGCAAYCAAGAGUGUGCUGGCCAGUGUACCAAAYUAGUUUGCUCSUCUCCAGAGUGCAUUCAACAAUGUUCCAAUUGCACAAUGGAGUGUACAAGUGAGGUGAAAAAGUGCGGCCAUUUCUGUAGAGGAGGUCACUGUAAGUCUAUUUGUGGCAAGAACUCCGAAUGCAGUUGUGAAACGUAUUCAAACCCAUCAACAAAAUGUACAGUGGUAAUUGUCGCACAUGCUGCUAAAGUCUCCGCUCCGUUCUUCGUCUAUCUCAUUGGACUUUUUUUCUUCGUAAAAAACAUAGCUAAGCUUAUUGAUAUGUAAGUGGGCUUGUAACAGUCUGCCAUUUUGUUAGACAAAAGGCACGAGAGCCUUUGAGGCAGACAUUGUUAUGCAGGCAUAAUGAACUAUUUAUAAACGAAAGAACUGUAAAUUGUUAAAAUCUGUAUGUAAAGCUCCAAUAAAAUCAUGUUGAAGUC
Molecule: messenger RNA, 907 nt
Organism: Exaiptasia diaphana
Lineage: Eukaryota; Metazoa; Cnidaria; Anthozoa; Actiniaria; Aiptasiidae
Exons: 3
Coding region: 111-752 (213 amino acids)
Source: RefSeq, a predicted model, not a curated record